UGUUUAAAAAAACAUAGGUCACCAGCAAUGAUACUAUUUUUAAACUCAUUGCAUGAGACUUAAAUUAUUGGUAGUCAGUUAAAUUGUGUUGGACUUUUGAAGCGUACUAAGACCAGCUAAGGCAAAACAACGCUGAUAUUGUCGAGAAAUAUGAUUAAAACAAUAAUAGCAAUAUUACUUUUGUUAAUUUGUGUCAAUAAGGGCACAGCAUUAACUUGCUACAGUUGUAAUGUUUCCACAUCUGAGCAAGAUGAAGAUGCCUGUAAAGGCAUUGGUAAUCCAAGACCCUGUGCUCCAAACAGUGUAUGCUUAUCGGCUUUGUAUGAGUUAAAUACAGGAACUGUAAAGACAUUCAUGACAAUGAAAACAUGCUAUCCAAUCAUGAAUGGUGAAGAGUGUACUAACUUUGUCAAGACCCAGAAGAACAUGCUGGUCAGUACUGCCUCUUUAACAUCGAAUUCAUGCAAAACCUGCGAAACGGAUGAUUGCAAUCGCAGAACCACCUUGAGCAGCGGGUCUCGAAGCGUAUUUAACCCUCUAUUUUUAAUUAGUAUAUUGGGUUUAUUUGUUUUAAAAAUAAUUCUAAGUUAGUGUAAUUACACAAAAAUAUAUAGGUGUUGAAAAUAUAUUGUAUACUAAGUAAUUAUUUCUAUAAGUAGGUAUUUAGUUGAAAAAUAAUAGGUAUGUUUUUUUUUCUAAAAUAUUAUAUUAAGGAUUAAUUAAUAUUAUUAGAUAGGUAUAAAAGAAUUAUUAUACUUUAUUUUUUUCUUAAUACAGAGUUAUAUACAG
Messenger RNA from Sitophilus oryzae (rice weevil), 789 nucleotides. Its product is annotated as lymphocyte antigen 6F-like. Bases 151 to 591 code for a protein of 146 amino acids. The record is from RefSeq and is a predicted model, not a curated record. NCBI's taxonomy places the organism in Eukaryota, Metazoa, Arthropoda, Insecta, Coleoptera, Curculionidae. The transcript has 3 exons.